AUGAAUUUUUUAAAUGCAAAAAACAUGUGUUCAAAAAACGAACGGGAAACAGACGAGACCACAGAAAAAACCAGAAAAAAAGGAGUAAUGACGACGCUGUUCGAACGUCCUCUCUGUUUCCAAAAAAUGGAUAUGGUGUCUGGUGUCUGCGUUUCUAAACUGAUUAGAAAAGAAAACAGAAGAAGUGAGAAUGGACGAAGAACAAGAAGAAGAAGAAAAAGCGAAAGGCGGCAAAAAGUAAUUAACGAUUCGAACUUGGCGUACUCGAGGCGCAUACAACGGAAAAUGGAGAAGAACCCGGAGGAAAAAGAAGACAAAAAGAAGAUUAGAAAUUCAUGA
Caenorhabditis briggsae is the source of this 339-nucleotide messenger RNA. Lineage: Eukaryota; Metazoa; Nematoda; Chromadorea; Rhabditida; Rhabditidae. The transcript has 4 exons. Bases 1 to 339 code for a protein of 112 amino acids. The record is from RefSeq and is a predicted model, not a curated record.